This is a messenger RNA of Exophiala oligosperma, 1835 nucleotides long. RefSeq names its product flap endonuclease 1. NCBI's taxonomy places the organism in Eukaryota, Fungi, Ascomycota, Eurotiomycetes, Chaetothyriales, Herpotrichiellaceae. The record is from RefSeq and is a predicted model, not a curated record. Bases 160 to 1347 code for a protein of 395 amino acids. Gene Ontology annotation, molecular function: 5'-3' exonuclease activity; 5'-flap endonuclease activity; DNA binding. The transcript is spliced from 4 exons. Gene Ontology annotation, cellular component: nucleus; cytoplasm.
GUUCUGUACCGUGCGGGUAUGGUAACUGGCUAACACGUCAUUAUUGGAAGUGCGCGGUACGCGACCAUUGAACCAUUUACGCGCAGCGGCGGACUUUUUGUUCUCUGCGCAGCCACUCCAACUUGAACCGAUCUACAACGACACCGCACUUUCGCAAGCAUGGGUAUCAAAGGACUUUACCAUGUCAUCGCCGACGAGGCACCAGAUGCGAUCAAGAAUGGUGAGAUCAAGAACCACUUUGGCAGGAAGGUCGCAAUUGAUGCGUCGAUGAGCAUAUACAGUUUCCUGAUAGCAGUUCGCUCGGAUGGCCAGCAACUCAUGUCAGAUACUGGCGAAACCACCUCACACCUGAUGGGCAUGUUCUACCGGACUCUGCGCAUGGUCGACAACGGCCUCAAGCCUUUAUACGUCUUUGACGGAGCGCCGCCCAAGCUAAAGUCUGGCGAACUUGCGAAGCGAUUUGCCCGGAAGAACGAAGCGAAUGAACAACAUGAAGAGGCGAAAGAGACUGGCACCGCAGAAGAAGUGGAGAAGUUCUCACGAAGAACCGUGAGAGUGACCAGAGAACACAACGAGGAAUGCAGAAAACUACUCAAGUUGAUGGGCAUACCGUUCAUCGUCGCACCCACGGAGGCAGAAGCACAAUGCGCGGUUUUGGCCCGGGCGGGCAAGGUGUAUGCAGCCGCAUCCGAGGACAUGGACACGUUGACCUUCAAUUCGCCAAUCUUGUUGCGACAUCUGACGUUCAGUGAACAACGCAAGGAGCCCAUCCAAGAAAUCCACCUCGACAAGACAUUGGAGGGCUUGAACAUGGACCGAAACCAGUUCAUCGACCUUUGUAUUUUACUCGGAUGCGACUACGUGGACCCAAUCCCCAAGGUUGGCCCGAAUACGGCGUUGAAGUUGAUUCGGGAACACGGCUCAUUGGAGAAGGUUGUGGAGUUCAUGGAAAAUGACUCGAAGAAGAGAUACACCAUUCCUGACGAUUGGCCAUACAAGGAAGCGAGAGAGCUAUUCCACCACCCGGAUGUGCGAUCUGCCGAGGAUCCCGAGUGUGACUUCAAGUGGGAAGCACCUGACGUGGAGGGCCUUGUGCAAUUUCUGGUCAACGACAAAGGCUUCAACGAGGACCGGGUUCGGAGUGGCGCACAAAAACUGCAGAAGAAUGUCAAGACGGCGCAACAGUCUCGGCUCGAAGGGUUCUUCAAGGCGGUUCCCAAGACCGAAACGGAGAAAAAAGACCUGAAGCGUAAACACGACGAGAAGAUUGCUGAGGCAAAGAAGAAAAAGAAGGAGGACGCAAAGACCAAGAAAGAGUCCAAGGCGAGGACGCAUAUAUCGACAUGAUGGCCUCAUUUGUUGCAAUGGGACGGCGUCGAGGACCCGGGUGAAUUUCAAGGUCAUGUGACUGGCAGGAGAAUGAUACCAACGAGAAUAUUUCAUCGCAAGGGCGUUCGGCGGGGGAGCAUAAGGAGAGCGCAGGGAAAAGAUGGUGGUCCUCAGUUCGGGAUGAUCGGAGAGGAGAUGCCCGUUGAGGAAUAAAUGGCACGUGCCUCGCAGGUCGAGAUAGACUUGGCACUAGUGAUGCUGGAGGCUUUGCGUUUGUUCACAUGACUCGCCAUGAGCUCGAGAGGGGGCAUUCCGAAUGGUCGAGCUUGAUUCAUCGUCUGCCCAACUCUUCGCCAUCACCUUGUGGACGAAGCAUUCCUGUAACAAUAAUAGCAAAACGAUGCCCAACAAGGCAGAAUAUGAGAUACAACGUGAUCAGAACCCGAUCAAAGGCCGAUCCUCUACGACAGCAUUAGAUUUUAUCUUGGCCUACAUUGACCUGGAGA